UUGCGGAAAACCAAACCAUGAAAGCUGUCAAGCGCAAACAAGCAUUGGUGCAACCGAAAUGUCCAUGAAGCUCGCCGCGCCCGCUCUCCUCCUUCCUCUAGUGCUUGCGGCCAUCCUCCACCCGGCCGCCGUCGUUGCUGUAGGUGAUGGCACACCUGCAGGCCCCGGUGGCGGCGGCUUCAGCCUGCGGCUGGUACCCAGUCCCGGCUGGAACCGUACCAUCCACGUCGACGACGACGGCUUCGUGCACCUAAAUGAGCACGCCACUACCGCGCUUCGACCGCCCAUGCACACACAAGUUGGUGGCAUGUACAGCGUCGUCACCAGCGUUGGGACGGGGGCCGGCCGGCGCACGUACGUCCUCGCGCUGGAUAUGACCACCAGCGUACUGUGGAUGCAGUGCAAGCCGGUCCAAGAGCCUUUCGCACAGCAGCCGCCGCCCUUCGAGCCCGCGAAGUCGCCGUCAUUCCGCCCCGUGCCGGGCAACAACGCGUUCUGCUUGCCGCCCGAUCAUGAGGAUCAUCCCACAGUUCAAGACCCGUGCAAGUUUCAUAGUAUCCGACUAGACGGCAGCACCGAUAUGAGAGGCGUCCUGAGCAACGAGACCUUGGCCUUCGCGGCCUCCGGCCGGCAGGCGGAGGUUGCUGGCGUCGUCAUUGGCUGCACGCACAACAGCAACGGCUUCAAGUUCAACAGCCAUGGAGUGCUCGCCGGCGUACUCGGCCUGGGAAGGCAGGCCCCGUCGCUCAUCUGGACGCUCGGCCAACACAGGCAUGGCGCCGUGCAGGUGCAUCGCUUCUCAUACUGCCUCCCUAAUCAUGGCUCGUCGGACCACCACAGCUUCCUCCGGUUCGGCGACGACGUUCCUCACACCCAACACAUGGUGAGCACCAAGAUCAUGUACAUGGCCGCCACGGCCGGCCGAGAUUUCAGCGCCUACUUCGUCUCCCUCACGGGCGUCAGCGUUGCCGGGAAGCCGCUGCAUGAUAUCAAGGAGCUGUUCAGGCGUCACGUGCACGGCCAAGAGUGGACCAGCGGAUGCGCCUUCGAUGCUGGGACACCGACAAUGGUGAUGAUAAUGCCCGCUUACAACAAGCUCAAGGACGCCGUGGUGAGGCACCUCAAGCCGCUCGGGUUGCAAAUCGUGUCCGGCCAGUACCACCUCUGCUUCCGUGCGACGUCGCAGCUCCGGCAGCACCUGCCGACGGUGACGCUGCAGUUCGCCGAGACAGAAGCGCGGCUCGUGCUCCCGCCACAACGGCUGUUCGUCGCCGUUGGGCACGACAUCUGCCUCGCCGUGGUGCGGAGCUACGACAUCACCAUCAUCGGCGCGAUGCAGCAAGUGGACAAGCGCUUUGUCUACGACGUUAGAAAUGGUAGGAUCUAUUUCGCCCCUGAGAAUGCAUGCCAUGCAGACGCUGGUCAUCAGAUUUGAUUGAUCUUUUGUUGUUUGAUGAAAUUGAAGUCAUCAACUGCUCAGGAAAAUAAAAAGAAGUUAAGAAA
Messenger RNA from Hordeum vulgare subsp. vulgare (domesticated barley), 1503 nucleotides. RefSeq names its product aspartyl protease family protein 2-like. Gene Ontology annotation, cellular component: extracellular region. Bases 59 to 1435 code for a protein of 458 amino acids. The transcript has a single exon. Lineage: Eukaryota; Viridiplantae; Streptophyta; Magnoliopsida; Poales; Poaceae. The record is from RefSeq and is a predicted model, not a curated record.